CCGCAGCGCAGAGACCCAAACCCGAUCCCCAAACUGGGCAUUUCGCUCACGAGCUCUCCGCCUCUCUCCCACACCAAUUUCGAAACAGCGAGAGCCAAAAAGGCAACGCGAAACCCUUGUCCCCUCUCAGAUUAGGCCCUAGGCUCGACCCAGAGGGAGGAGGAGGAGCAGGAGCAGCUUCGGCCUCGAGGCGCUCGCCGGCGCGCCAAUUCGCUGCGGGUCAAGGGCGAGGUGGCGGGGGGAUGGCUGCCGUUGCGGGCCAGCUCAGGGAGCUCGGGGACAAGCUCGGCUCCGAGCUGCCGGCCGAGGCCGAGGCGCUCGCCAAGCUCCUCGAGCAAGCUGCGGAAUGCCUACAUGGAAUAGAACAGUCACCAGGGUCCUCGGUGAUGGAAGCUAUCCAACCAUGUCUAACAGCAGUUGUCAGAAAAGAAUUGCUGAAACAUCAGGAUCAAGAUGUUAAAGUUCUCUUGGCAACCUGCUUCUGUGAAAUUACAAGAAUAACUGCACCUGAAGCUCCAUAUAGUGAUGAUGUUUUAAGGACCAUAUUUCGUCUGAUUGUUGGUACAUUUGGUGGACUCGCUGAUGUUAAUAGCCAUUACUUUAGCAGGAGAGUUGCUAUUUUGGAAACAGUUGCAAGAUACCGGGCAUGUGUUGUGAUGUUGGACCUUGAAUGCAAUGAUCUCAUCACAGACAUGUUCCGAACUUUUUUAGAAAUCGUCAGUGAAAACCAUGAAACAAAUGUUGUGAAAUCAAUGCAGACAAUUAUGGCCCUUAUUAUAGAAGAGAGCGAGGUUAUACAUCAAAGCCUUCUACAUGUACUGUUAUCAGCUUUAGGCCGUAAAAAAACUGGUAUUUCUUUAUCUGCACGUAAGCUGGCUCGGGGUGUUAUAGAGCAAUCUGCAGGAAAACUCGAACCAUACAUAAAGAAGUUUCUUACAUCAUCCUUGGCUGGGGCCAACAGUUCUGCAAAUGGCCACAUUGAUCACCACGAGGUCAUAUUUGAUGUGUAUCAGUGUGCCCCAAGGGUUCUUAAAGUGGUGGUGCCUUAUAUAACUGGGGAACUACUGGCAGAUGAAGUAGAAAUGCGGUCUAAAUCAGUUGAGUUGCUUGGGGAACUUUUUUCUUUACCUGGAGUCCCUGUAUUGGAAUCUUUUAAGUCUCUUUUCAUUGAGUUCCUGAAGAGAUUGACUGACAGAGUGGUAGAAAUCCGUCUUUCUGUGACUGAGCAUUUAAAGAAAUGUCUAAUCUCAAACCAUUCCCGUCCGGAAGCUCCUGAGAUUAUCAAGGCACUUUGUGACAGACUGUUGGAUUACGAAGAAAAUGUACGAAAACAAGUUGUGGCUGCUGUUUGUGAUGUAGCUUGCCAUGAAUUUGGUGCUGUGCCAAUUGAAACUAUCAAACUUGUAGCCGAGCGUGUCCGUGAUAAAUCGCUUCCAGUGAAGUGCUACACCAUGGAGCGAUUGGCUGAUAUCUACAAGCUGUAUUGCCUGAAGGGUUCUGAUAGCUCGACUAAUUCUGAUAAUUUUGAGUGGAUACCUGGAAAAAUAUUGAGAUGUAUUUACGACAAAGAUUUUAGGCCUGAGUCAAUUGAAUCAGUCCUAUGUGCUUCAUUAUUUCCACCUGAGUUUCCAACAAAGGAAAGAGUGAAACAUUGGGUAAUUGCUGCCACACAUUUUGAUAAAGUUGAGAUGAAAGCUCUUGAACAGAUUCUUCUGCAGAAGCAAAGACUACAACAAGAAAUGUUGAAGUACAUGUCCCUUCGACAGACAAGCCAGGAAGAUGCAGCUGAUCUGCAAAAAAGAAUCUUGGGAUGUUUUCGGAGCAUGUCCCGUUUGUUCAGUGACGCGGUAAAGGCUGAGGAGCACUUGACCAUGCUUCAUCAGCUGAAAGAUGAAAAUAUCUGGAAAAUGUUCGCAAGUUUGCUUGAUUGCGCAACAACAUUCAAUAAUGCUUGGUCUAUUCGGGUUGAUUUGCUGAAGUCACUUGGUGAAAAACAUGAACUGUAUGAUUUUGUCAGCACACUAUCAAUGCGAUGUUCGUAUCUACUUGUGAAUAAGGAAUAUGUCAAAGAGAUCCUGUCUGCAGCUUCUGAGCAAAAAUCUGUUGGGAAUACAAAACUCAUCUCAUCAUGCAUGGAUCUUCUGACGGCAAUAUCUAGUUUCUUCCCUUCACUUUUAUCUGGAUUCGAAGAAGAUAUCAUUGAACUUCUGAAGGAGGAUAAUGAAGUUCUUAAAGAGGGUAUUGCUCAUGUUUUGUCCAAAGCUGGCGGUAACAUUCGUGAACAACUGGCCUCAUCAAGCUCUGUUGCUCUUCUGUUAGAGCGGCUAUGUUUAGAGGGCACAAGGAAGCAGGCUAAAUACUCUGUUCAUGCUUUAGCCGCUAUAACUAAAGAUGAUGGUCUGAUGGCACUAUCUGUUCUUUACAAGAGGCUUGUGGAUUUGUUGGAGGAGAAGAAAGUUCAUUUACCUUCUAUCUUGCAAUCUUUGGGGUGUAUAGCUCAGAUAGCGAUGCCAAUUUUCGAAACAAGGGGGGAAGAGAUAAUAAGUUUCAUAACCAAAAAGAUUCUUGACUGCAGUGAUGAUACGGCUAAAGUUUCCGCUGACAAAUCUGAAUGGGGUGAUAGUUCACAUAGUUGUUUGCUCAAGAUUUAUGGCAUUAAAACUUUGGUGAAGAGCUGUCUACCUUGCAAAGAUGCUCAAGUGCAUCCUGGAAUAGAAAAAUUAAUGGACAUCCUUAAGAGCAUUCUUACAUAUGGUGAUAUUUCCCCAAACAUGAUAUCAAGUGCUAGUGAUAAGGCCCAUUUGAGGCUGGCUGCAGCGAAAGCUGUUCUCCGCUUAACAAGACAAUGGGACCAUAAAGUGCCUGUUGAUGUGUUUUAUUUGACUCUAAGGAUUUCACAGGAUGAUUUCCCUCAGAUGAGGAAGUUGUUUCUCAGUAAAGUACAUCAAUACAUCAAGGAGAGGGCUUUGGACGCAAAAUAUGCCUGCGCCUUCUUGAUAGGCAUAGACGAUUAUCAUACACCACAGUACGAAGAGUUCCAGCACAACCUGAUCGAAGUGUCACAAAUAUGCCAACAAGUUAAGAUGCGUCAACUAUCUGUCCAAGCAGAUGUGAAUUUGCUCACAGCUUACCCAGAAUAUAUUAUUCCAUAUCUGGUUCAUGUCCUCGCUCAUGAUCCUUCAUGCCCUAACAUCGACAAAUAUGAGGAUGUCAAAGCAUUUGCUCCAAUUUACUGGCCAUUGCAUCUACUUCUUUCAACCCUCCUGGGAGAAGAAGGUUUGCAGUAUAGUGUACCUGGUAUGAAAAAGGAGAGCUUCAUGACAACAUUAUCUAUAUUCAGAAGCAUCAAAUGUUCAAAAGACGCGGUCGAUGCAAAUAAGACCAAGACUCUACAUGCUAUAUGUGAUCUUGGUAUUCUUAUUGCAAAGAGGUUAUGUCCGGACCAGAUAAAUGUAUCAGAAAAUCAGACGGUUCCAUUGCCUGCACAACUUUAUGCGACAGUUCAGAAUGAUCAAAAUGAAAACCCUGUGGAGAAUGAUGAACAGAAGUGGUCGGGAUGUGAGACUAUACUGUCCCAUUUCGAAGCUCUUAUGACAGCAAAUGUUGCUGAGGUUGAAUCUCCCGAAGAUAAGAUGCUCAUAGAUGAGACUGAUGAAUUUGGUAAUGAGAUCCCUCUAGGGAAAAUUGUCCAAAUUCUUAAAUCCCGAGGAGCAAAAAACACAGGGGGGAAACAGAAGGCAGCAUCUGUUCCAGUAAAUACUGGAAAAGAUGAUGAUGUCUUGGGUUUGUUAAGAGAAAUAAACUUAGAUAACCAGGACAAUUUGGGGGAGUCAGUGAAGAGCAAACCAAAGAAGCCGCAGAUGGAUAUGAAAGAGAGCAACGAGAAGUCAGUAGAUUUUUCGACACCAAAACGCAAAAGAUCAGUUUCUAAGAGUAGACCACACUCAGGAAAAGGCAGUAAAGACGGUGACGAGCUUUUAGUGCAUUCUGCCAGCAAAGGAAAACCCAGUGACUCCUUAGAAAACAAGUUGAAGGAGAAAAGAAGAGCUGACUCAAAUGAUAAAGACUUGGUAGCAUCACCUACCAGUACCAAAACCCCUGUAUCCAAAGGGAAAAAGGAUGCUAAGUCCCAUACUGAAGUCUCGCGUAGCAGUGCAAAGAAGUCUGCUGAUGAGGACAGUACUAUGAGAGCUGCUGAACUGGCUAGUCUAAAUGGGUCCUUCAAAAGACAGAAGCCAAGACUGGUUUCUGGUUUAGCGAAGUGUUCAACGCAUGACUCGAGCAGUAAAGACUUGGUAGGACGUAGAAUAAAAGUUUGGUGGCCUUUGGAUAAGGAAUUUUAUCCAGGUGUUGUGGAAUCUUAUGAUUCAGCAAAGAAGCUACAUACAGUCUUAUAUGAUGACGGAGAUAUGGAGCAGCUUAACAUGGCUAAAGAAAAGUGGAAAAUGAUUGAAAGUAAUGGUUCACCAAUGAAGCAGCAAAAGAAGGAUCAUGUAGGUUCAAAUCAAGGACGUGUAACACCUUACAGAGCACAAGAGACGAAAUCUACCAGCAGCACGAAAGUUCCAGCUAACCAACAUAAGUCAAUAAAGACAGCACAGGAGAUGAAAUCUACCAGCAGCACGAAAGUUCCAGCUAACCAACAUAAGUCAGUAAAGACAGCACAGGAGACGAAAUCUACCAGCAGCACGAAAGUUCCAGCUAACCAACAUAAGUCAAUGAAGACGCCCUCACCUCUAAAGAGGAAAGGAAAACCAAAAACGCCUCCGGAAAACAAGCGUAGAAAGACAUCAGGAGGUAGCAAGUCCAUCGAAGCUACCAGCGAAGCUGGCGUUAAUGAUUCAGAUUCAGCCAGUUCUCUCGCUCAUUCAGAUUCCGACAAAGAUGUAAAAUCAGAUGGGGAGAAGGAUAAAGAAGUAGCAGUUGGCUCAGCUGAGAAAGAAAAAACAGGAAAAACAGAGAAAGAGUCUGCAGAAGAUAUGGAGCUGGAAGAGAAAAAACCUGACGGCGACAGUUUGAGCUGCAAGGAGGAAUCUGACGACGAAACUCUUAGUGUCUGGAAAAAGCGCGCAUCGCAAGCGACAUAGGCUUUGCUUUCUCUCAGUUGACAUAUGUCGUCCUAGGAUGCAGAUAUCAGAGGCAGUCGUCUGUGGAAUGUGGAUAUCUCAUUAAUUUGACCCUUCGCAGCUGACAGUUGUGAUGUAGAAAAAUGUUCUUUGCAAUAGCAACAGGUUAGUAUAGAAGAGCCAGCUGGAUAGGAAGGAUUUGCUUUGUAACGUUAUUUAGGUGCUAGAACUUGUUGCUGACUUCGCCAUGGCAUUGUUCAAUGGGCGUACGAAUCCUCGAGGGUCAGAUGUUGUGUAACAUAUCUUGUUUACCAUUCUUUUGCAGGAGAUAGCAACCGUGUCUUUUAAACUCAUGUAGAGAUGUUGUACAACAAUAAAUCAGUGUCUUGGGAUUGUUUUGCUACCAGUGUGAUGGUCCUCCCUUUGGGACCCUAUUCGAAGAAACAGAUUUUGAAUA
This is a messenger RNA of Aegilops tauschii subsp. strangulata, 5523 nucleotides long. RefSeq names its product sister chromatid cohesion protein PDS5 homolog A. Gene Ontology annotation, biological process: mitotic sister chromatid cohesion; DNA repair. The record is from RefSeq and is a predicted model, not a curated record. Gene Ontology annotation, cellular component: chromatin; nucleus. Lineage: Eukaryota; Viridiplantae; Streptophyta; Magnoliopsida; Poales; Poaceae.